GUAGCUCGCGCCACCUAGCGCGUUGUUUGCUUGUUUCGUGGGAAGUUUUGUUUUCACCAGCGUGCGUGUGUUUUUGUGAGUAAUUGAGUAAUAAUCGACUAUGCGUAUUUGCGUGUGCCUGGAAUCGAAGCUGCGGACGCCUGCCAUGUGAACGGAGGAGCUAAACAAUGUGGUGUGCCAGCGAUCAACAUCCACCGAGGUUGUUUCGAUCUAGACGGUAAUGCAAGAUGAAUUCUGAAGACCAGGCUCGCCUCAAAGGCUUGCUCAUUUCAGGCAAAAAGAGAUCGGCUCCUACAGCGAGUGCUCCUGAUGUCAAGAAGCCAAAGCUUGCAAAGGAGGGUGGAGACCGGUUCUGCUGGAUCUGCCACAGGGAGCCGUCGACGCUGUGGUGCGACACCUGCCCGCGCAGCUACCAUGCCUCCUGCGUCAACCUCAAGGUCAAAAGCCUCAGCGAGUGGGUCUGCCCCGAGUGCGUGCGUGUCAUGGCCGCCGAGAACGUGGACACGCGCUCUCCCGCUCUCGCCCUCCUCACGGUGGACGAGUUCUGCAGCCUGCUUCAGUUUGCCAUACAAAGGCUCAAGCAGCACACGCACGAAGCAUUCUUAAAGCCUGUCUGCACAAAGACGUACACCGCAUACACGGAUUAUGUCAGUCACCCAUUUGACCUGAGCAUACUUGAAAAGAAUGUGAGGUGGAAACACUAUGGCUGUACAGAGGCCUUCCUCAGCGACGCCCGAUGGAUUUAUCACAACUGUAUUAUAUUUAACGGAUAUACCCAUAAGCUUUCCAUGAGUGCCAAGGUGCUGAUGAAGGUGUGUAAGCAGGAGAUGGAAGACAUUGAGGUCUGCCCAGACUGCUACAGGAAUGCCAAUACUCAAGAGUCGUGGUUCACAGAACCGUGUAGAAAACCUCACCUCCUGGUUUGGGCGAAAUUGAAAGGAUUUCCCUAUUGGCCUGCGAAGGCAAUGCGCCUCCAAGAUGGCAAUGUGGAUGCCAGGUUUUUCGGUGCCCAUGAUAGGGCUUGGGUCCCCAUGGCCCAGUGCUUUCUGCUCUCCAAGGAGUCCCCGACGGACAUCAAGAAUCGCAAGAAGGGCCUCCACAAUGCCGUUGAGGAGCUGGAAAUCUACGUCCGGAAGUACCGCGAGAAGUUUGGCGAGUAUCGCUACAGCGCGCUCCGGACGCCACUGACAGCUGAAGAUUUUCAGUGCUCUCAGGCAUCGCCCCCGCCAAUGAAACAGCAGCAGCAGCAGGAGGAUCAACAGAAGGAGAAGGAGAGUGAAACAUCAAGCAAGUCUCCGAAAAUGGCAGAGGACAGUGAGCUUAGUUCAGCUCCAUCAUUGGAUCCGCUUGAGAAGGACGCGCAGAGCGACACGAGCAGCUCGUUGAAGGACAAGUCCACUGCUGGUUCGACGAGGGACUCGCUGAGUGGCACGCCAAACUCGUCAAAGUACAAGUCCAUGACCAGUUCGGCGAGUUCAACUCCCACGAGAGCGGAUUUCAAGAAGGAGAUCGAGCUCAUCACGCCGCUGCCAACAUGCAAGAAGGAGGCGUCUCUGUUGAAAGAAGAGAAGGGGGCACUACCGCCGCUUCCUGAUGGUGCGCCACAGGGGAUCUUCGAGGUCAGUUCCGAGCUGCCUGGAGAACUGCAAAUGAAAGUCUCCAAAGAGGACAUGGAAGACAUUCCGAAGAAGCUCAAUCGCAAAUUCGAAAUCUUGAACAGUGCAGUGAAGAAGAUCGAGCGCUCCAUCAGCACCGACGGCAGUGUUUCUACGCCGGUUGCCGAAGACGAGAACAGCACUGUCGACAGAAGCGUGGCUUCGGCAACCGGCGGCAUCCCAAAGAGCGGUCAGAGCCCGUCGUCGUGCGAGGUCUCGAGCACGACCGUGACGACAGACCAGGGUGAGGUGCCGUCCAGCCAGUUUGCCGCGAAAGAGGCGCCCUCCGCCGAAGAGCAGCCUUUAGCUCCGGCCGACGAUUUCCAAGAGAAGCUUAAAAAGACCAUCCUCUCCUGCAAGGAGAAGGUUGGAGGCACUACCACACUUCUAGAGGAGCCUGCUGAAGAGGAAGAAGAGAUGGAGGAAGAGGAGGAAGAAGUGGAUGAGGAGGCAGACGACGAGGAAGACGAAGAGGAGGAAGAAGCAGUGGCAGAAGAAGAGGCCGUGGAUACCAGGCAACCCAAGGAGAAGAGCGCUGACGAUGCUUCACCACAAGAGCCUCAGCAGGCAGAGAAGGACGUGGCCGAGCCUGAUGGCAGACAGUCACCACAGAAGCCACCAAAAGCCACCGCUACCGCGGAGGAAAAAUCGAAAGUUGCGGAGGAGGCGGAAAAACCUGCUCCAUCCGUGGACACGGCAGACGAGGAAGAUGGGACUGCGAAAGUGUCGAAAACGGUAGGACGUGCCAAGAUGAAAUUCACGACCAAACGAGGUGACGUGGACACUCCAUCAUCGCAGCCCCCAUCCAGUGGAACUGCCACGCCAACUGAGGAGUCGUGUACAGAGCAGGCACCCGACAUUGUACAGAAAGCUGCAGAUAGGAUUAAACGCAUCAGGCAAGAAUGCAAGGAAGAGAUGUUGGAAUACCACCACAUCCUUGCACUGACACUAAAGGAAAUGAGAAUAUGCUUGGAUCUCGAGCAUAAGAAAACAAAAGCAUCUCUUACUGAGAAGCAUGCAGUAGACAUGGCUGCUGCUAUAUCGGAAACAAAGCGAAAACAGUGGUGUGCCAACUGCUGGAAAGAAGCAGUGUUGUACUGUUGUUGGAACACCUGCUAUUGUGACUACCCCUGCCAGCAAGCUCACUGGCCGAAGCACAUAGCAAGCUGCACCCAGGCUAAUAAUGCAAACCAGCAAGCUAUCGUGAACAAUGGUCCUGCCCACGGUGAGAUCACUCUCACUGCCACCAAAGGGACCACUUCCAUACUGAUGCCCGCUGGCGGCUUCCCAGCCUCCACACAUACUAUGGGAGGCCUUCCGUUUGACCCCGUUGAAUAAACGU
Messenger RNA from Rhipicephalus sanguineus (brown dog tick), 2997 nucleotides. RefSeq names its product protein kinase C-binding protein 1 (gene Zmynd8). The record is from RefSeq and is a predicted model, not a curated record. NCBI's taxonomy places the organism in Eukaryota, Metazoa, Arthropoda, Arachnida, Ixodida, Ixodidae. The transcript is spliced from 18 exons. The coding region runs from base 228 to 2993 and encodes 921 amino acids. Gene Ontology annotation, molecular function: protein binding.